AUGCUAACAGGAACAUAUUAUAUUCCGAAUUCUGUUAAAAGAAUUUAUGGAAAUGCUUUCUGCUUUUCCAGAUUAAAUGAAAUAAUUAUACCUGAAUCUUGCACCCAACUAGAAUAUGGUUGCUUCCAUCAUAUGUAUGAUCUUAUUUACCUGAGAAUUCCAAAGAGUAUUAGCAUAAUUCAUCUGUAUGUCAUUGACAAUUGUCCAAACUUGCGAAAUCUUACUAUCGAAAUGGAAAGUAUUCCUCAACUUGAGUAUCAAUCUGUCCAAAUUAUUACGCUUGGAAAUGAAACAAAAGUUAUAGAGGAUUAUGCAUUAAUAAAGGCUGUGAAUUUACUAUCGAUUAUUAUACCUCCUUCUGUCACAAAAAUUGGAGUUGAAGCUUUCAGAGGCUUGAAAAAUCUUAAAAGUGUGAGAAUUUAUGGUCAGCCUUCAAUUGGGCGAUCAGCUUUCAUGGACACCAAAAUAUCUUGUGGUGUUGACUGCUACUCUUCUCUUAUUGAUCCACUCAUAUCAUCUGGCAUGAAUAACAAGUCUUUCAAUUAUUGCUGUUUAGCGACUGCUCCAAUUAAUGUAAAAUGUUUCAAAUUCUUGUUAGAUUUCCAAAUUUAUGUUUUUAUUAUAUUAUAA
Trichomonas vaginalis G3 is the source of this 630-nucleotide messenger RNA. RefSeq names its product ribonuclease inhibitor domain-containing protein. The transcript has a single exon. Bases 1 to 630 code for a protein of 209 amino acids. Lineage: Eukaryota; Parabasalia; Trichomonadida; Trichomonadidae. The record is from RefSeq and is a predicted model, not a curated record.